This is a messenger RNA of Plutella xylostella (diamondback moth), 1832 nucleotides long. Its product is annotated as putative chitinase 2. Gene Ontology annotation, molecular function: chitinase activity; chitin binding. The record is from RefSeq and is a predicted model, not a curated record. NCBI's taxonomy places the organism in Eukaryota, Metazoa, Arthropoda, Insecta, Lepidoptera, Plutellidae. Gene Ontology annotation, biological process: chitin catabolic process; carbohydrate metabolic process. Gene Ontology annotation, cellular component: extracellular region.
AUUUGAUCGAUAUAAUGUAAAAAAGAUUAUAAUUUAAAAAAACGUGAUUUAAAAAUUAGUAUAUAAAUGAAACUUGUCAUUUUGUGUGGAGAAGUGGUGUGUAGUGGAGUUUUCUCAAGGCUCGCCAUAAUCUGAUAUUCAGUCGGCGCCAUCUCUGCUAACAUGAAGGCAGUCGUGAUCAUUCUUGGAUUUAUGCUGUGCGCAGUGCCAGCCCUAGGGGAUGGUGUCUCAAUCUGCUACUGGGGUGCAUGGGCCAACUACCGGCCUGAACUCGGCGCGUACGGGGUCAGCGACCUGCCGGCGGACCUCUGCACCCAUCUGGUGUACUCCUUCAUAGGCCUCGACGGGGAGGGGAACUUGACCCUAGCCGAGGAGAUCGAUGUCGGCGGCAAGAGCAGCUACAUCAAAGACUUCAUCAAGCUGAGGGAAACCUACCCCAAGUUGAAGCUGAUAGUGGCAGUCGGCGGGUACAAUGAAGGCUCUGCUGACUUCUCAAAGGUGUGCAACAACGACACUCUCCGCGCGCACUUCGUGUCGAACCUGGUGCAGUUCGUGGAGGAGUCAGGCUUCGACGGACUCGACCUGGACUGGGAGUACCCCGGGCAGCGCGAGGGCAGCCAGGAGAGCGAUAAGCAAGCCUUCGUGGACCUAGUCCGGGACCUGAAGGAGCAUCUGGGGCCGAAGGGGCUGGAGCUGAUGGCCGCCGUCCCCAUCACGCAGUGGGCCGUGGGCAUCGGCUACGACGUCGUCAACAUCAGCAAACACCUGGACUACAUCAGCCUCAUGACGUACGACAUGCACGGCACGUGGGAGAACGUGACGGGCUCCAACGCGCCUCUGUACGGCCAGCUCACCGACCCCGCGGGCGACGUGCUCAAUGUGCAAGCCGGCCUAAACGUGUGGCUCACCAACGGCGCGCCGGCGUCCAAGCUGGUGCUCGGGCUGCCGUCGUACGGCAAGAGCUUCACCCUGGCGAGCCUGGACAACGCCGGCACCGGAGCCCCGCACGCGGGCGGCGGCGCGCCCGGGCCCUACACCGGGGAGACCGGCACACUGGCGUAUUAUGAGAUCUGCCUGCAGCAGCAGCAAAGCAGCUGGAACGUGACGGUGGUGAAGGACAACUACGCGUUCGCGAGCUCCGGCCUCCAGUGGGUGGGCUACGACGACCCCUCCAUCACCUUCGCUAAGGGUCGUUUCGCCAAGCAGAACAAGCUGGCCGGUGUGAUGUACUGGGCCACAGACCUGGAUGACUUCGCCGGCUAUUGCUCCCGCGUCACCUACCCCAUCAUCAAGGCUGGCAUCAAGGGGUUCAACUCUCUCUAGAUCAUCAGUUGAGUUAGAGGUUGAGAUUACGUUUACAAAUAACGGAACCAUCUGAACCCAAAAAAAUGCUGAUUUGUCAGUUGCAAUGUUUAUUGACCAAUGUACAGUCAGCUGCAUUAGUAGCUAUACACUUUUGAACCUUGUCAAUCUAACAAACCAACUAUCCAUUCAUGAAACAUUGACGGUUCGUCAGUUUGACAAGGUACAGAAGUGUAUAACAACUUAUGCAGCUGACCGUACAUAGUUCUUAUUAAACAUCCUAUUGGGAUCCACUGCCACAGACACAAUAGUACUAAAAAAGUGACCUGAUUGAUUGUUCUUAUUCAUUAAUUGCAUCCAUGUAUGUACAAGGAAAGAGAAAAAAUUAUACAUGUUAAUUACUUUUUUAUAAAAUAGCUAUUGCUAUUUACACACCUAUGCUUAGUUGACCGAAUCCUAGUCUCCCGUGAUAAUAUUUUUAUUUUCUGUAUGUUUUAUAUUAUGUGAAUAUACAUAGAAGUCAAAUAUAG